CCCCGUUCCCCGCCUUUCCGCCUCUCCAGUCCCCAUCCCCUCUCUCUCCCAUCCUCUCCGGCGAUGAGCUCGGUCGGGCGCGGCGGCAAGCGACGGGCGGGGCCUCCCGCAGCCCCAUCCCCGCUGGCGGCGAAGCGGGCCCAGCCCAUGCCGCCUGGCGCCCCACAGCCGCCUCCACCGGCUGCCGCGGCGGCGGCGGAGGAGGAUAUGAUGGACGAGGACGUUUUCCUGGACGAGACUAUCCUCGCGGAGGACGAGGCGGCGCUGCUGCUGCUCGACCGCGACGAGGCCCUCGCCUCCCGUCUUUCCAGGUGGAAGCGCCCCGCCCUCCCCGCCGACCUCGUCUCCGGUUGCUCCCGCUCCGUCGCUUUUCAGCAGCUGGAUAUAGAUUAUGUUAUUGGUGAGAGCCACAAAGAGUUUCUGCCCAACUCUUCUGGUCCUGCGGCUAUAAUCAGGAUUUUUGGUGUCACCAGAGAAGGUCACAGUGUGUGCUGUCAGGUGCAUGGGUUUGAACCAUAUUUCUACAUCAGCUGCCCGCCUGGAAUGAGCCCUGAUGAUAUUUCAGGCUUCAAACAAACACUAGAGGCGAGGAUGAAGGAAUCAAAUAGGAAUAGCAGUGUGCAAAGAUUUGUGAAGAGUGUUGAGCUUCUGCAGAAGCAGACAAUUAUGCAUUACCAGCCAAAUAAAUCUCAGUCCUUCCUCAAGAUAGUAGUUGCCCUACCUACAAUGGUUGCUAGCUGUCGUGGCAUCCUUGAAAGGGGCAUAACGAUUGGCAGUCUUGGUUCAAAGAGUUUCGUGACAUAUGAAAGCAACAUUCUCUUUGCCCUUCGCUUUAUGAUUGACUGCAACAUUGUUGGUGGCAAUUGGAUUGAACUUCCUGCUGGGAAGUAUAGAAAAGCAACUCGCGUCAUGUCCUAUUGCCAGCUAGAGUUGGAUUGCCUAUAUUCAGAUUUGGUAAGCCAUGCUCCUGAAGGGGAAUACUCUAAGAUGGCCCCCUUUCGCAUAUUAAGUUUUGACAUCGAAUGUGCUGGUCGCAAAGGACACUUCCCAGAACCAACUCAUGAUCCGGUUAUUCAGAUUGCUAAUUUGCUCACGCUUCAAGGCGAAGCCCAGCCUUUUGUACGGAAUGUCAUGACUCUUAAAUCAUGUUCUCCCAUUGUCGGAGUGGAUGUAAUGUCAUUUGACACAGAGCGAGAUAUUCUACUUGCUUGGAGGGAUUUAAUACGCGAGGCAGAUCCUGAUAUUAUAAUUGGAUACAAUAUCUGCAAAUUUGAUCUGCCAUAUCUUAUUGACAGAGCUGAAGUUCUCAAGAUAGUGGAGUUUCCACUACUUGGUCGAAUCAGAAAUAGCCGUGUCCGUGUCCGUGAUACCACCUUCAACUCAAGGCAAUAUGGUAUGCGUGAAAGUAAAGAUGUAACUGUUGAGGGAAGGGUACAAUUUGAUCUUCUGCAGGCUAUGCAAAGGGAUUACAAGCUGAGUUCUUAUUCAUUGAACUCUGUAUCUGCACAUUUUCUAGGGGAGCAAAAAGAGGACGUUCAUCAUUCAAUCAUAUCUGAUCUUCAAAAUGGAAACUCAGAGACACGAAGGCGUCUUGCAGUUUAUUGCUUGAAGGAUGCUUAUCUUCCACAAAGACUGUUAGAUAAAUUGAUGUACAUCUACAACUACGUAGAGAUGGCGAGGGUCACAGGAGUUCCCAUUUCUUUUCUGCUCUCGAGGGGACAGAGCAUUAAGGUCCUCUCACAGUUACUGAGGAAAGCAAAACAGAGAAACCUUGUUAUACCAAACAUAAAGGGCCAAAGUUCUGGGCAAGAUACCUUUGAGGGUGCAACUGUUUUGGAGGCAAGGGCUGGAUUUUAUGAGAAGCCCAUUGCAACUUUGGACUUUGCUUCUCUGUAUCCAUCCAUCAUGAUGGCCCAUAACCUAUGCUACUGCACUUUGGUUCCCCCUGAGGAUGUCCGUAAACUCAACUUGCCUCCAGAAAGCCUCUACAAAACCCCAUCUGGUGAAAUAUUUGUGAAACCAGAGUUGCAAAAGGGUAUACUUCCUGAAAUCCUUGAAGAACUGUUGGCUGCUCGGAAAAGAGCAAAAGCAGAUUUGAAGGAAGCAAAGGACCCAUUCGAAAGAGCGGUUCUUGAUGGUCGUCAGCUUGCCCUAAAAAUAAGUGCAAAUUCAGUUUAUGGUUUUACUGGUGCUACUGUUGGUCAAUUGCCCUGUUUAGAGAUUUCUUCAAGUGUUACGAGCUACGGUAGACAGAUGAUUGAGCACACAAAGAAGCUUGUUGAAGAUAAAUUCACAACACUUGGAGGCUAUGAGCAUAAUGCAGAGGUGAUUUAUGGAGAUACUGAUUCUGUGAUGGUACAGUUUGGCGUUUCUACAGUCGAGGACGCAAUGAAAUUGGGAAGAGAAGCUGCAGAGUAUAUUAGUGGAACAUUUAUUAAGCGUGAUUGCGAGGAUUGCGAGGAGAAGAAGGAAGCCACGGGGGCCUGGGCCGUGGACAGCUCGAGCCACAAUGUGGUUGCGUGGAGGAGAGCGGUGGCAAGCAGGAGUGAUCCCCUUUUCCCGGCGCCACCAGCAUCAGCUAGGCGUGCCUCAUCUGCUCGGACCAGCGUGUCCCUGAUGAGGAUAUACCUUGGCAACACCGAUCCUGACAUUCAGGAGGCCCCAGGGCGAAUUUUGAACAAUACGCAUACCUCUUAUAGUAAAACAAAAUUAUUCCGUCUUUUGUAUCUAUGCCACAAAAAUGUUUAUGAUAAGUUCUAUACAUUGCCACAUAAUAACUUUCAAUAGAUUCAACAAUUUCAGGAGAACAUUUUUAAUUCUAAACCAAAUAAAAUUUCUGAAAUAAGAGAUGAAAGAAGAAAUUAAAAUGUUGGCUAAUCUUUAAAUCUCGAAGAAAAAUGCAUGCCUGACAUGGUCACACAUGGAAAAUAAAUCACCGAAUAUAGAUCCAUCGUACGUGCAUCAUAAAUCAAAGAAGAGAAAACACGGUAUAAGAAUUAAGAAGUGUGGGAAAAUAAUGCCAGAAUUGACGGCUUGCCAUGAACUCCACAGAUUGUGUGCACCUGACAUCAGUUCGGAUGGCUCGCACAAGAAAAAUACCAAUAAGAAGUAAUAGAUGAAGAAAAUCCACUAUGAAAUAAAUAAAUUAAAUGUUGAGUCACAGGAACCAUUGCAAAGGCUAUAUCUAUUGAUUAGCCCUUUGCUUGAGGAACAGGAUUGCUCUAAAAGAGGUGCUUGAAGAAAUGUAACAGAAGUAAAGAAAGGUAGCAGCAGUAUUUUCUUUUUUGACUGCAAGGAAAAAGGAAAAAGUUGAGAGAAGAAAAAGGAAAUUAAAGAAUUCUUUUGAGGGUAUAAAGAUAAGGACAGGAGAGAGCCAUAUCAUGUUAAUAGGUUGGGCCUUCUGGCUUGUUCAGUUUCUUUACUGCAUGUAUAUAGAUGGGCCUAUGUGCUCACAGACGAGCGGGCACGCACUGCCAAAAACCCUGGAAAACUGGACACAACAAAAUCGGUGGGAAGUGUAGAGGAUGGACGGACGGAACGGGUGACAUGGGGAGAGGCUGACGAAAAGAAGAUGUACGACGGAGCGUUAAGUUCUUUGUUGAUAGGAGAUAUAAGUAUCUCUAUAACAUGGAUAGUAUGUACCCUGUGACGUUCAUCCUAGUCUCUAGUGUCCUUCCCUCAUAGCCACAAGCCUGUUCACCCUCUAAGGUGACUUGUAUCUUUCAAUCCGAUCAGGACUUGGAGAUGUGUGUAAGGAGCAUUUCUGUACUAAUUCUACUUGUAUUGAAGGUCUGUCGGAAAAGAUAAAUCCAACCAAUUAAUCAAGCAGUUGGCGAUCUCAUCAGAAGCAAAGUAAAAAAGUAGAAGGAACUGGGGCAUUGAAAGGAUCAGGGGCUACAUUUUCUUUAGCAUGAUAUUCAUUUUUAGGGCCAGAUCCGAGGUUUGUAAGAGGGUUCAAGCGGGGUUGUGAGAGAGCCAUAAUCUAUGUUGUGCUAAGGAAUUUGUGGCUAGCCUCACUCUCAUCUCUUGUUAUUGUUUCAUCACCAUUAAUUUGGUUCUCUCUACGAGGCUCAUCUACUUUGUUCUUGGUAGCUGCAUGCUUGUUCGAUAUCUCAAAAUAUCAGAUCAGAUCCUGUUAACUGCUUCACAUUAGAUCAGUGUCAUUAUAACAUGUUUGUUCCUGUAAUAAAUCCUAGCUGAAUUUAAGUCCUUGCCAACUAUCCAAUUUUGUUAAACUAAUAACUUUCAAUUUUAUUAUUUGUUGAUUUUUACAUCUGUU
Triticum dicoccoides is the source of this 4279-nucleotide messenger RNA. Its product is annotated as DNA polymerase delta catalytic subunit. The transcript is spliced from 22 exons. The record is from RefSeq and is a predicted model, not a curated record. Gene Ontology annotation, molecular function: DNA binding; nucleotide binding; DNA-directed DNA polymerase activity. Gene Ontology annotation, cellular component: delta DNA polymerase complex. Gene Ontology annotation, biological process: DNA replication proofreading; base-excision repair, gap-filling; nucleotide-excision repair, DNA gap filling. NCBI's taxonomy places the organism in Eukaryota, Viridiplantae, Streptophyta, Magnoliopsida, Poales, Poaceae. Bases 64 to 2787 code for a protein of 907 amino acids.